AAACGGCAUAAAAUUAAUCUAUAAAUUGAUAAACAUUCAGCUAUAUAUAAUUACGUAUGUAAAGGGAACUUUUCAUUCAGAGAGACUUGAUUCGUGUCAUAAAGAGAUCGAUGUAGCGAUGAUGAGUGGUGAAGGUAAGGAUCAUGAAGAAGAAGAUGAAACAACACUUCCUGGAUUCAGAUUUCAUCCCACAGACGAAGAGCUUUUAGUGUAUUAUCUCCGAAGAAAAGUAGAGAACAAACCCAUCAAACUCGAGCUUAUCAAACAAGUCGAUAUCUAUAAGUUCGAUCCCUGGGAUCUUCCUAGAGUGAGCAGCGUCGGGGAAAAGGAGUGGUACUUCUUCUGUAUGAGAGGCAGAAAAUACAGAAAUAGCGUUAGACCAAACCGGGUGACCGGUUCAGGUUUCUGGAAAGCCACAGGUAUUGAUAAACCGGUUUACUCUAAUCUAGACUGCGUCGGUCUCAAGAAAUCUCUGGUUUACUACCUUGGUUCAGCCGGAAAAGGUACCAAAACCGAUUGGAUGAUGCAUGAAUUCCGCCUCCCCUCCACCACAAAAUCCGACUCUCCCACUCAACAAGCAGAGGUAUGGACACUAUGCAGAAUCUUCAAACGAGCCACACAGCAGCGAAACCCAACCAUCGUACAAUCAAACCGUAAACCGGUUAUGACCUUAACCGAUUCGUGUUCUAAGACAAGCAGCUUAGAUUCCGAUCACACCAGCCACCGUGUCGUAGAUUCCUUGCCCUACAAGCUACACGAGCCGCCGCUUCAGAUAACACAGACGCAGAAUCCUUAUUGGAACCAAGAUACGGUUGGUUUCAAUCAACCGCCUACAUACACUUGUUAUGAUAACAACUUUUUGAGUUUCUGGAACAUCAACGGUGGAGACUUCAUCGGAGACGCAGCAAGUUGGGAUGAACUUAGAUCUGUUAUAGAUGGCAACACUAAACACUUGUAAUAAUUUUCCUUUUUUGAGCUUUGUAUAAAGGAUAAAACAAAACCAUUGUUUUUGUUUUAUAAAAUAAUAAUAUACGUAUGACACUACUGUCUACUGAUCACCAUAUUUACGAUC
Thlaspi arvense is the source of this 1072-nucleotide messenger RNA. The record is from the annotation of a GenBank genome assembly. NCBI's taxonomy places the organism in Eukaryota, Viridiplantae, Streptophyta, Magnoliopsida, Brassicales, Brassicaceae.